AAUCCAGCAUGAUGAGACCAAGCCUUCCAACUGCUCUCCUGUUCUUCUUGGGCCUGUCAUAUUGCUUGGCAUUGCCUGUACCCUAUGAUGAUAGCAAUGAAUUCACAGAGCAAGACCUCAAGUUUGCAGAGCGUUAUUUACGGACCCACUAUGCCCUCCACCGUAACCCUGCUGGCUUAAUGAGGAAGAGUGCCAAUUCAGUGGCAGCCAAACUUCGAGAACUGCAGUCAUUUUUUGGGCUGAAGGUGACUGGUAAACUAAAUGAAGAAACCUAUGAACUGAUGCAACAGCCAAGAUGUGGGGUCCCAGAUGUGGGGGAAUAUAAUUUUUUCCCUAGAAAACUCAAAUGGUCAAAAAAUAAUUUGACAUACAGAAUUAUGAAUUACACACAAGAUCUAACCCAUGCUGAAGUGGACAGAGCUUUCAAAAAGGCAUUCAAAGUGUGGUCUGAUGUGACACCACUUAACUUUACUAGAAUUCGUAGUGGCACUGCUGAUAUCAUGAUCUCCUUUGGAACUAAAGAACAUGGUGACUUUUAUCCCUUUGAUGGACCUUCUGGACUACUGGCUCAUGCUUUUCCUCCUGGACCAAACUAUGGAGGAGAUGCCCAUUUUGAUGAUGAUGAAACCUGGUCAACUGACUCCAGAGGGUACAACUUGUUCCUUGUUGCUGCCCAUGAAUUUGGUCACUCUUUGGGGCUUGAACACUCCAGAGAUCCUGGAGCUCUGAUGUUCCCUGUUUACACAUACACUGGAAAAACUGGCUUUGUGCUUCCUGAUGAUGAUGUGCAAGGGAUCCAGGCUCUCUAUGGUCCAGGAGACAAAGAUCCCAACCCCAAACAUCCCAAAACUCCAGAGAAAUGCGAUGCAAACUUAACACUUGAUGCAAUAACAGAACUUCGCGGAGAGCUGCUAAUCUUCAAGGACAGGUUCUUCUGGCGUCUACAUCCCCAGAUGGUUGAACCAGAACUGGUGUUAACCAAAUCAUUUUGGCCGGAACUUCCCAACAAGUUUGAUGCUGCUUAUGAAAACCCCAUCAAAGAUCGUGUGUUCAUGUUUAAGGGCAGGAAAGUCUGGGCAAUGAAUGGCUAUGACAUAGUUGCAGAUUACCCUAAAAAAAUUUAUGAAUUGGGAUUCCCAAAAGAGAUGAAAACAAUAGAUGCAGCUGUCCACAUUAAAGACACUGGCAAGACUCUCUUUUUUACUGGAGACAAGUACUGGAGCUAUGAUGAAGAGAACCAGGUUAUGGAUGAAGGAUACCCCAGGCUGAUAGAGGAAGAAUUUGCAGGAAUUGGCACCAGAGUGGAUGCAGUUUACCAGAGAAAUGGCUAUCUGUACUUUUUCAGUGGACCGCUGCAGUUUGAAUACAGCAUCUGGAGCAAAAGAAUUGUCCGGAUCCUGCACACUAACUCCAUUUUCUGGUGCUAAUCACACUUUAUUUAGUGACCGUGUUGUAGGCUGUGGAACAGCUUGUAGAACAUGGAAAUAAUACUGUGGGCAUAGGGUUUUAUAAGAGGAAAGCAUGGUUCUGUGAACAAGCUCUGGUUAUGUGCCAUCAAAUAUAUAAUGUAUAUAUGGAAAUUUAUAACUUUAUAUCAGUCUGGAACUGAGUUAAUUUAAUAGGAAGAGAGAAACGAAAAUAGCCAUCAUUUCAAGGGGCAUUAGAACAUUUAAUGUCAGUGUAGAAAUAGAUUUGGGGUCCCUUGGUAAGAUGCUAAAUGAAUCCUCUGUGAUCACAAGCACCACAGCUCUGAAUAAUAUAAGGGUCCUUAGUAUCUUAACAGAGGCUCUCAGCGCCUCUCUCAAAGAGCAACCUACCAGCCUCAGGAGUCCCUAUUUAAAUAACUAGGAACUUAUUCUGCAGUCCACACCUUGUGUACCUUCCAGUAUACAUUUCUUAUGUGUAAAGAAUUGGUCAGGGCUGCAGGACUGAAUCCUAAUGGAGAGCUACUGGAGUUAUAGACUGUAAAUAUAUAUUCCUACUUGAAUGUCCCCUUGGGAGUGGAUGGCCAUGUCAUCUUCACAGAAAGCAGAAGAGGGAGAAAUGGCAAAGGAGGUGCGAGAAAUAAAAGGUUUUUCGAAAAACCAGCAGUCUGAAUGAUACUGUAGACACCAAGAACAGAGGACAAACCUAAGCACUAUGAGACACUUAGGAAAGGUCACUGCACUCUUGUAUUAAUAUAGCAUCAUGAAGAACACCCUGGGAUUUAUCUUUCACAGGUGUCUCUUCAGGUAGAUCUAUGGAUUCUCACUGAAAUUGCAGCUAUUUAAAACAACUAAGAAUUCAACCCUCCAUUCCAAAAUAUGUUAAAGUUACAUGACUUUUUGACUACUGAGUCAAUGUUUCCACCCAUUUUGUAUUUAUUUUAGUUAUUUCAGUGCCAUAUAUGUUAACUCUUUUUUUGCAAUCAACAUAAAUGAUACAAGACUGUGAUUAUUUCUCAACUUCAAAUGUAUUAAAUAAAUCGAAUGAAUAAAAGUAAAUUGUGAAUCUUCUUCAAUAAAAAUACCUAGGACUUCAUGCCUAAAAAGACACAAGAGAACUACAGGGUA
This is a messenger RNA of Gavialis gangeticus (Gharial), 2552 nucleotides long. RefSeq names its product collagenase 3-like. Lineage: Eukaryota; Metazoa; Chordata; Crocodylia; Gavialidae. Gene Ontology annotation, cellular component: extracellular matrix. The record is from RefSeq and is a predicted model, not a curated record. Gene Ontology annotation, molecular function: zinc ion binding; metalloendopeptidase activity. The transcript has 10 exons. Gene Ontology annotation, biological process: proteolysis; extracellular matrix organization; collagen catabolic process. Bases 9 to 1427 code for a protein of 472 amino acids.